Messenger RNA from Prinia subflava (tawny-flanked prinia), 7731 nucleotides. It is a transcript of the gene MASTL, whose product is annotated as microtubule associated serine/threonine kinase like. The coding region runs from base 38 to 2764 and encodes 908 amino acids. The transcript has 12 exons. NCBI's taxonomy places the organism in Eukaryota, Metazoa, Chordata, Aves, Passeriformes, Cisticolidae. Gene Ontology annotation, biological process: intracellular signal transduction; peptidyl-serine phosphorylation. Gene Ontology annotation, molecular function: ATP binding; protein serine/threonine kinase activity. The record is from RefSeq and is a predicted model, not a curated record.
CGCUUUGAAUCGCGGCGGGCCCGGGGCCGGGCGCGCCAUGGCACUCGAGCGGCCCGGCGGGGAGCGGGGCGAUGCUGCCGGCCCCGGCGCCGCCACAGCGGCCGGCCCGACGUGUAUCGCGGUUCCCCGGCCCCCCUCCAUCGAGGAGUUCACCAUCGUGAAGCCCAUCAGCCGCGGCGCCUUCGGGAAGGUGUACCUGGGCCGCAAGGCGGGCCGGCUCUAUGCCGUGAAGGUGAUGAAAAAAGCAGACAUGAUCAACAAAAAUAUGGUUCAUCAAGUGCAGGCAGAGAGGGAUGCAUUGGCUCUCAGUAAAAGUCCCUUCAUUGUGCACUUAUACUACUCACUUCAGUCAGCAAACAACGUCUAUUUAGUGAUGGAGUACCUUAUUGGUGGAGAUGUCAAAUCUCUUCUCCAUAUAUAUGGAUAUUUUGAUGAAGAAAUGGCUGUUAAGUAUAUUUCUGAAGCAGCGUUGGCUCUUGACUAUCUUCAUAGGCAUGGAAUAAUCCACAGGGAUUUGAAGCCAGACAAUAUGCUUAUUUCUAAUCAGGGACAUAUAAAAUUGACAGACUUUGGGCUUUCCAAAGUUACUCUGAACAGAGAGAUAAAUAUGAUAGAUAUCCUUACUACCCCAUCAACAGCAAAGCCAAAACAGGACUACUCACGUACUCCAGGACAAUUGUUGUCUCUUAUCAGUUCUCUGGGCUUUUACACUCCUCCUGUAGGAAUGAAAGUGCCAGGGCACAAAUCACGUCAGUCACCUGACAGUCUGCAUGGAAUGGUUUCUCCUGUACCUAUGGCUGAAAAGGAAAAUACCCCUCUUUCGACUAAGUUAUUCAAAACACAUCUGGAUAAUUCUCAAUUAACACCUGUGAUGCCAGCAAGGAGUUUAACUCCUUCACUGCUUCAGUCAAGAAACAGGUUUGGUACCUGCAGUGUCCGUAGGCAGUCUCACUCUUACCUGUCCAGUGUGGAGUCAGAAAACCGGAGCAGCCCCAGGUGGGGGAAAGAUGUAGAGCAAAGCGAAGAUGAACCUUGUUCUACAACAUGCAAAACCAGGAACAGUGGCUCAGCUCUCCUUUCAAAUGUUAUGUUGCCAAAUAGCAAAGGUAUUGAAGUUUUAAAGAAAGAAGAACUUGAGUCUGCCAUUUCUCCCAUUGCCAGCGAUGAUUCUGGCAGCAAGCAGAAGUUGGGAAGUGAACAUUUGGAUAUAACAGAUACUCCCGUGAGCACUCUGGAUGUGAAAGGCGUAGUAAGAAAGUGUAUUUCUGAAAAUAAGAUUUGGAAAGAAAAAGUCCUUGUAAAUAAAAGAGACAUGACUUACAAAACAGCAGAGACUUCCAGACUACAGCAGUCACUUUCAAGGCAGAAUGACCCUGUCAAAGAGGAAGAAAUGUUUGAAAAGCCAGGUGCAAAAAGAAGCUUUGAAUCAGUUGACACUAGUCCUUGUCAGGAGUUCAACUAUGUUAAAAAAAGCAAUGCAGAAUAUAAACGUGGCUGUCAGAUCUCAGAAUUUCCAGCAAACAAAGGGACAGGUUUGACAACAGAAAUGCAGUCAUUAAUGCUUUGUAGUGAUAGAUGCCUACGUGACAUCUGCAAAAGCAAGGAAGAAGUUGAGAGUUUUAUUAGUAACCAGGAAACAGCAGAAAGAUCACUUACUCCAACGGUAGCUAAAAAUCUCAUGUGUGAUCUGGAUGCAGACUGUGGAAAGGAUGAUGAAAAGGAGUACAUGAACUCGAGUUUUUUAGGUACUGAUGAUGUAAAACCUUUAGAUGUCUUCAGUGCAGAUUCUGACUUACUUCCUGAAGUGUCUGUUACAGAAAGCCAUCUAGAAAAACAGCUUUUAGAUUUGGACAGAAGUGUUAAAGACCUCUCCUUUGAGGAACCAAAACCUGAAGGUGUGCUAAUAACAUCACCAGAGUCCCAGGAUGCCUCAAAGAAUGGAGAGCAGGCACAUACAGUCCAGGACUGCAAGCCAUUACAUCAGGAAAAGGACAAUGACCAGAAACACGUGGAGGAAACUUGCCUUGACACAGUAUCUUCUCCUUCAGAAAAGAUGAUGGAAGCACUGAGUCUCUUAAAAAAAAAUGCUGUUGUUUUUCGGAGUUACAAUAGUCCAAUCAAUGUAUCCAACAUCUCUGAGCCGUGCAGCAUGGCUUCCUUAGAUAUAAUGGAUCUUUCACCUGCCUGCAGUGGCUCUUACCCAACAGCUCUCACGCCAUUACAGAAAGGAAGACCGUACCUGGCCUAUCAGACCCCGUAUCGAGGGGACGCUGGCACACCGUACAGGACUCCAAAGAGCGUGCGGAGAGGAGCUGCCCCCGUGGAAGGUGAACGCAUCCUGGGCACCCCAGACUACCUGGCACCUGAGCUGCUUUUGACACAGCCUCAUGGUUCUGCUGUAGACUGGUGGGCCCUUGGAGUUUGUCUGUUUGAGUUUCUAACUGGAAUUCCACCUUUUAACGAUGAAACACCAGCACAGGUCUUCCAAAAUAUUUUGAAAAGAGAUAUUCCCUGGCCUGAGGGUGAAGAAAAGCUGUCUGAUAAUGCCCAGAAUGCAAUAGAUGUUCUUCUAACAAUUGACACUACUAAGAGAGCUGGACUGAAGGAACUGAAGCAUCACCCCCUCUUUCAUGGAGUGGACUGGGAUAAUCUCCAGAAUCAAACGAUGCCAUUCAUACCUCAGCCGGAUGAUGAGACGGACACCUCUUACUUUGAAGCUAGAAACAAUGCUCAGCACCUGACUGUGUCUGGAUUUAGCUUAUAGCAUCAAGAUAAGUGAACAUUCUCCAUGCUUUUGCACACUUACAGGUUGUCUUGUAACCCUAGUUUGGUCUUGACUAAGUUUCCUUGCUGAAUUUAGUGUGUUUCAAGUUACCAGUCUAUUUUUAUUAUAGCCUCAUUUAUUCUAAAGUGAAACUACUGUAUGAAACUGGUGUCAAGUGCCUUCAUGCUGCUUAUCUCACUGCACCUUACUAAGAGGCAUUGCAUUUCUUGGAGCUAAUAACUCCUGGCAGCAAUGGGGCUUUUUAAUAGGAACGAAUUAUUCCAGUUAGGAAGUGUGGUAUUAUUUCCCAGCUAAACAUAAUAGGAAAAGGAUAUAAAGGAAUUGUAAUUGUAUCUAAAUAAUAACUUACCUAUUGGUGGUUCAGUGUGGUGGCAAGCUGGUUUGGGAGCAGUCCUUUCUGAUCAGUGUGAAUAUAUACCACUGUGCAAAACUGGUCAUUUCUAUUCAAGGUGGAAAAUUGAAAUCUUAAUGCAGCAUUGAAAUGUCUUGUCUUCUGUUUGUCUUAUUCCCAAGAAGGGGUGAGAAGCUUCAGUGGUGUUCCAAGUUAAUUUGGCUAGAAGUGGCACAUGAGACUGACAGGAGUUCCUCUGAUUAUUAUCCUGUCCUAGAGAAAUGGGCAGGGAGAGGAUACUUGGGGCAAGCCUGUUAAAUGCUCUGCUCAAAUCGUGGUGUUGUAAGCACUUGGGCUGUAGGAAGCUGAACUGAACAUGCAUUUUAGCAAUUACUGGUUUUAUACAGAAAAUGCCCAGUCUGUGUGUGUGUGCUCACUUGUCAGAUGACAAGUGACAGGUGAUUUUUGUUUUCUAGCAAGUACUAUUCAUACUGAAGAUGCAAAUAUUAAAGACCAUAAUAUAUUGUAGGCUAACAGACUGUUCUGUAAACUCUCAGGCAGAGCUUGGGUUUUGACUAGAAUAUUAGAAGUGUAAAUUCUGUAUAAACCUGAAUUAGGGGGAAGUAUAUUUAAAUGUAUCUUUAAAUGCAAUACAAAACUUGUAUCUGCUAGGUUUUAGAGGUUUAUUUGUAGAUAAUCCUGUUUAAAUCAUCUUCAGUAUUUUUCUUGCAUAGGUAUCUCUAACUUAAAGAAGGUUUUAAUUUUUCAGGUUAAUACAUGUUAGACAAAGAUCAUUUGUUCUAGAUGGUGUUGCCAGCCAAGGGCCAUGUGCCAGAAGCCAAGCAUUUUGCCAGUGAUUUUUGCUGAGUGCCUUCUGGUUUCUUGGACUCUUUUUGUAGCUAGUUGUAAGUUGGUAGUAAGCUGUCCUUUCAUUACCCUGCUUCCUGGAAGACAAGAUUGAUGGAAUUCUGAGCAAAAUAGUGUUUGCUAGGCUUCCUGCUGUCCCCUCAGGUUACUGGGAGAGGAAUGGGAAUGGUGAAGAGAAAGGAAGUUUCCUAGAAAGGCCUAACAGGAGCUGAUUCUUAAUAGCUCAGAAUGACCAAUCCCAGCUCUUGGUGUGGUAACUGAAAUUUGUGAAAGGGAAUCUUGGCAAGUUGCAGAACAUAAGUGAAUCUCACUCCCUUUGCUAAGGACUGCAGUUUCAGAAAACUUGUAAAUUGUUCAGUCUCACUGCAGCUGUUACAUGAUGGAAAAGGUGCAAACAAAUUAAUGCACUACUGAAGCAGUAUUCAGACAACAUUCUCUGAAAGUGAUGAGAAGUUCUUUAGUGGUUUUCCUGUGUACAGUUAGAAUAUAUAAACUGGGGUAGGAGGGUACCUUAAUCACUAGUAUUUUAUGAUAUUUAUUCUACCAUUUCUAGUAAUCUAGUUUAAGAAAGCAAGUCUUACAAGAAUUAACUAUGAUUACAUGUCGAAGAAAUAAUAUAAACCAAACACUACAACAGCUCUUUGUCUUCAGUGCUUUACAAAUGGUUACACCUGUUCCCAUUUGGAAAUACAAUGCAUUCCCAUCAAGGUGGGAUAAACUUGGUGCACUGGUAUAAUCUUUUCUAACCCCUUGAAAUAGCUCUUAAUCAUCUACAAGGGUCAAGCAAGCUUCUAUAAAAACCUUAUCCUGAAACAAAAUCAUAGUGUUUCUACCAGUUGAUUAAUGCAGUACAAAACCAGAAUCUGUAGAACAGUAAAUAGGCCAAUUGAAAAAUCUGAAUGUUUAAUAUGAACUUAUCGCUACACUGCUGCCCAAAAUUUAAAUUUCACACAAUUAGCCCUGAAAAUUUUGCAAUACCCUCUUCUUCUCUUCAUUAUCGUGCAUUUAUCCUGGUUAGAGCAAACAUGGAAUUGAAUGUGAGAUGUUGAUUGUUGAGAUCUGUGGUUUUGUUUGUUGUGGGGUGUUUUGGUUGGUGGGGUUUUAUCUUUUGUAAAAAAGGUGAAUCCUACCUUUAUUGUUCCACGUGGAGCUGCUUGUCAACUCAAUCCCAUUGGUUUUGCUCCACUUGUUGCUUGACUUGGAAUACUCCAGGGAAAAGUUUAAAAGGUGUAAUGUAGUAGCUGGAAGGGAUUUAGAGUUUCUUCUCAUUAGUAAUGAUCUACAAAUAAUUGUGUAGGCUGGCAGAAGUUUCUGAUCCUUAGAAGCUGUGGAAUACCACUUGGCAAGUACUCCUCUGCUGCUCUGUGGUGCUCCCUGAAGGCCUGAACUUUCUUUAUGUGAAUAACCCCAGUAAGCUUUGUAGCUUCCAGGUUAUCUUGGCAGACAGUUUGUCUCCAUUAGCACAGUCCAUCUGAAAGCUACUGGAGAGAAGAGUGUUGCACUUUGUCAGACAGAAGCAGCAGCCCUGGACAGGUACUCCCAGCCUUGUGUGCAGUGUCUGGGGGCCAAGGGGCUGCGGUGCUGCCAUGUGUUCUUGAGCUCAGAGGUUCCAGUUUCAGCAUGGUCGGGUUUAUCCAUGGUUACUCUGGCAGUAAAAUGCAUUCUUUUCCUCUCUACUCCAUUCUCCAAAAGUUCACUUUGCACUUAUUCACACUUCAAAAAUUCACUUUACUUUUCUGUAAAUAUGUAAAAUAAAACAGUGCAGUUGUGCUGCUGCUUCUGCAUAUUGUUUUUCUUUUAUGGUGUUACUUUUUCCCUUGCUGGAGUGUGGCAAAUGGAUUUCAACAGAAAGAAACCCUGAGAGCUUCCCACUACCUCAGCAAAGGCAGUGAUUUUAAGUAAGGAAAUGCCUAAUACUUCCAGUACAGGUGUGUAUGCCCUUCAGCUAGUUCAUAACUUGCUAGCCCAUGCCCGCAGGCUUUGGUACCAGCUGCAUUUGUGUACUGAAAUGGCAGGAGAGCAAAGUCCUGAGUAACUCCUGCAAGGUGCGAGUCUCCUCCUCUGCACAACUCCAGUGAGUCAAGAAAGGAUGGUGGCUCCAUCUCCUCAGCACCUGCUGUGCUGCCACAGCACCAGAACAGAAGAUGCAGAGCCCUGAGGAUGGAGCAGCUGCACCACACACACACUUAGACCUGGCUCUGCUUCUGUGCUUUCAGCUGAGCAGCUCUGAGGGGGUGGAAUGUCUCAUCUGGUCUGAUACAGAGCAAGCUUCUGCCUUUCAGGUGAAGCUUGAUUUGCUGCAGAAACCAGCUUGAUGAUUUCUUCCCACGUGCAGUUUGGGGCUGGAUCUGGCCCUUUGCAGUGCUAUGCAGAACUGAUUUGGCUCCCAGCCCUCCUGAGGAGAGCGCAGGCUGAAGCUAUGUAUCCUAGGUCAGAGCUCCAGCCAUCUGCUUAUGCUGCUGCCUCCACAUCAAAGCUGUGUCUCUUUGCACUUGGGCAAAUGAUAAAAAACCAAAACCACCAGUUUUCCUUACCUUUAAGCUGAAAUACCUGCCAGCUAGGAACCUGUUCAAAUUACUGUGAGUUUGAGACAGGCCCAGUUCUGAGUCACAAGUGAAUUGUUACUCAAGUGAUGUUGUUUCGUAUUACAACUUUCAGGUUGUGACUGAUUCUUCAUGAUACAGCCAGCAGGCUCUUGUGUACAGUCACAGCUCUGAUGUACAGCAUUUAGGAAAUAUUAAGUUCAAGAUAAAAUACAAAAUAUUAAGGGAUUAAUUUAUUGAAAUAUGAAUAAAUAAUAAGGAUAGUACAAGCCUACAUUUAUUUCAGGGGGAGUUAACAAUUAAGUACCUUUGGGAAUGUCUGUCCCCUCUCUAAGAGCUCGACCCCUACAGGUGACACGGUUCUGAGCUGUGGGAGGCACUCCAGGGUGGUUUGUCCUGGCAGAAGACAUGCUGCUUCAGGAGGCUGGGGUUUUCAUGUGAUCUUCAAGCUCCAGUGUCCUUCCUGUAUGAUUUCUGUCCCUUUAUCAUAAGAAAUCAAUCACUUUAGGGAUUUUAAGCUCAGGUACAAUGACUUCAGGUCCCAGCAGAACUUCCCUUCCAGGAUAAGCUUUGUUCAAACCUGAGCUUUCAGUACAUCUCAUGCCAAAACUCAUCUCUGGCACAUGAAAUCAUCUGCUUGUUACAGAAGUCUUUGAAGAGGUUACAGCUAUUAUAUUUCUUAAUUCAGCUUUACAAUAAGAAAAUCAGAAAAGGGGAAAAGUAACUAAAAAAAAUCUGCAUGUAACUAAAAAACAAGAUUAAAAUUUCUCUGGUAAAACCAACAUUAAAUUCUGUGAUUACAUUUUUAUACAGUAUAGCUUAUAUGAAAAAUGUUUUCCAAACUAUAAAAGAUUUUCAGGAAGGACCAAAAAAACUUUCCUUAAAAAUUAUUUGUAGGAUGUAGUCCUGGUGGAAAAUGAAAGCACAUCAACAAUGGUGAAAUUUCUGAAGAUUCAGAGCUUUAACCAUGGAUUAUGUUGUGAUAUAAUUCUUCAUAGCAAACUCUAAGUUUUCUGUCAAAUCUAAUUUUAGUGCAUUUCCAUUUUCCAGAGAUUUAGACAGCUUAUAUAUUAAUUUAUUUUAAAAUUAAGUGUAAAGCAUGCUUUUGUCAAGCAAACUUCACAAGGUUGUACUUCUAUCCGUAUAUGGGUUAAUAAAUAUUCUGUGGGGAAAAGAAAAAUAUCAGCUCCAAAAUCAGCUGAAAA